Messenger RNA from Peniophora sp. CBMAI 1063, 3792 nucleotides. NCBI's taxonomy places the organism in Eukaryota, Fungi, Basidiomycota, Agaricomycetes, Russulales, Peniophoraceae. The record is from the annotation of a GenBank genome assembly.
AUGUUUUAUUAUUGGGCUCUCCAGCUCACACCCGAUGGUCAUCUUCGCAAUCUGGAGCAGCUGGAUGGUCUUGGGCGUCACUUACACUGUCUCAAUCUACAAUCCUGCCAGAAGCAGCAACUGCAGUGCUCUAUCUCGGUUUUCCAUAUCGCAGUGGAGUGUUGCUUGUUGGAUGAUCCUUGCCUCCCACUGUUCCUGAACAACCUUGCGGUCUCCUUCCACUCUCGAUUUGAACGCUUCGGAGACUCCAGGGAUUUGGAGAAUGCACUCGAUGCAGAACGACGCGCAGUCAAGCUCACGCCGACGGACGAUCCUAAUUUCCCGCGGUUGCUGAGCAACCUCGCGGCCGUCUUAAGCUCGCGAUUUGGACGCUUCGGAGAGUCCAGCGACCUCGAUAGCGCACUCGAUACACACCGACGCGCAGUCGAGCUCACGCCGACAGACGACCCUGAACUCCCGCUGCGGCUGAGCAACCUCGCGACCUCAUUCCUCUCUCGAUUUGAACGUUUCAAGGACUCCAGGGAUUUGGAGAACGCACUCGAUGCAGACCGACGCGCGGUCGAGCUCACGCCGGUGGACGACCCUAAGCUCCCGCGGUCGCUGAGCAACCUCGCGGUCUCCUUCCACUCUCGAUUCCAACGCUUUGGAGACCCCAGUGAUCUGGAGAGCGCACUCGAUGCAGAGCGACGCGCGGUUGAGCUCACGCCGAAUAACGACCUUAAUUUCCCGCUGUGGCUGAACAACCUCGCGAUCUCCUUACACACUCGAUUUGAACGCUUCGGAAACUCCAGCGAUCUGGAGAACGCACUCGAUGCCAACCGGCGCGCGGUCGAACUCACGCUGGAAGACGAUCCUUGCCUCCCGCGAUGGCUGAACAACCUCGCGGCCUCCUUUUUCUCUCGAUUUCGACGUUUCGGAGACUCUAACGACCUCGAUAGAGCUCUUGAUACACAGCGGCGCGCGGUCGACCUCACGCCGACGGACAAUCCUAAAUUUCCGCUGCAGUUAAGCAACCUUGCGGUCUACUUCCACUCUCGAUUUCAACGUUUCGGAGACUCCAGGGAUUUGGAGAACGCACUCGAUGCAGAACGACGCGCAGUCAAGCUCACGCCGACGGACGAUCUUAAUUUCCCGCUGUGGCUGAGCAACCUCGCGUCCUUCUUAAGCUCGCGAUUUGGACGCUUCGGAGACUCCAGCGACCUCGAUAGCGCACUCGAUGCAGAACGACGCGCAGUCGAACUCACGCUGGAAGACGAUCCUUGCCUCCCGCGAUGGCUGAACAACCUCGCGGCCUCCUUUUUCUCUCGAUUUCGACGUUUCGGAGACUCUAGCGACCUCGAUAGAGCUCUUGAUACACAGCGGCGCGCGGUCGACCUCACGCCGACAGACAAUCCUGAUCUUCCGCUGCAGUUGAGCAGCCUUGCGCUCUCUUUCCACUAUCGAUUUGAACGCUUCGGAGACUCCAGCGAUAUGGAGAACGCACUUGAUGUCAGCCGACACGCAGUCAAGCUCACGCCGACGGACGAUCCUAAUUUCCCGUGGCGGCUGAGCAGCCUUGCGCUCUCUUUCCGCUCUCGAUUUGAAUGUUUCAAGGACUCCAGGGAUUUGGAGAACGCACUCGAUGCAGAACGACGCGCGGUCGAGCUCACGCCGGCGGAUAACCCUGGGCUCCCGUGGUUGUUGAGCAACCUCGCGACCUCCUUCCAAUCUCGAUUUGAUCGCUUUGGAGACUCCAGUGAUCUGCAGAACGCACUCGAUGCAGAGCGACGCGCGGUCGAGCUCACGCCGACGGACGACCCUGAACUUCCACGGCGGCUGAGCAGCCUUGCGCUCUCUUUCCGCUCUCGAUUUGAACGCUUUAGAGACCGUAUCGACCUCCAGAGCGCACUCAAUGCCCAUCAAAGUGCCGUGAAGCUGACUCCCGAUGGCCAUCCCGAGAAGUUAGUACGGAUCCGACGUUUUGCUGAUUGUUGCGCCUGUCGCUUCAUGCAACAACGCACGCAACAAGACUUUGACGAAGCUGAUUCAUUAUAUCAAAGUGCAAUGGAUCAGCAUGUCGCGAAUCCGGUGGCGCGUUCUAGUUGUGCAGAAGCGCACAUGCAGUUUCUCACGGAAAACGCCCAGUUUUCUGAUCUUGCCUCACUAUUCUUCGCGCAUUCGCGAGUCGUGGACACACUCCCUGAACUUGUCUGGCUCGGCCACAGUGUCGAACGCCGACUCAAAGACUCUGCUCGUGCAGGCGUGCUUGUCAAUUCAGCUGUGUCUGUUGCUAUCGAGAGCAGGGAGCUCAGCCAAGCUGUGGUGUGGCUGGAAGCCGGUAGGGGCCUCAUCUGGUCACAGAUCGCAUCUAUACAAAGCCCCUUAGAUGAUCUUACAGAGCGCUAUCCUGAUGCUGCAAGCGAGAUGCGCAAAGCUCGCCACAGACUGCAACAACUUGGCACAGCCGCGCAAAUCAGUAUGCGCGCGCCGAUCACCGUCGAUCGACGCGGCCCCACACGCAAUGAGACUAUGGACCACAGCCACUACGUCCUCCCCAUCGAAACGGCUUCAUACCGAUACCAGAAAGCGGUCAUUACUUAUGACUCACUCGUGAAGAAGAUUCGCUAUUUAGAUGGGUUCCAGGACUUCAUGCGGCCCAGGAAGCUGGCAGAUCUCGUUGCGUCACCCGCAUUCCGCCGCUUGAGCGCAACCGCCGUUGUUUUUAUAAACGUUGCUGAAAUGUCUUGCGACGCUCUUGUCCUCUCCAACGAUGGCGCUGUGAAACUCGUUCACUUGCCAGAGCUCUCAAAGGCCGGCGCAGAGAAGUUACAAUCUUUAUGGAUGGAGCAUGUUGGCAUUCGUAGAGGUCACAGACGCGGGGAGACGUCCCGGGGGGACGCGCGCAACAUCUAUGCAUACUCAAACAUCUACGUUCGCUUGUUGAGCCGUCUGUGGUCAUGGGUCAUAUAUCCAAUCCUGUUGGCACUGGAUCUCAUCACAACACCGUCAGGAAAACCCUCAUCACACAUCAUCUGGUGCCCCACGGGUUCCCUCACUCAGCUACCGUUACACGCGGCAGGGAAUUAUGACCAGAGGGAGCCACGUCUCCGAAUCUUCGACUUUGUCAUAUCGUCGUACACUCCAUCCCUCUCAGCGCUACUCAGGUGCCUAGGAAAGGACUUACCCGCGACUCCUCCAAGCAUGUUGCUUGUCGCGCAGUCUCAUAACCCUCGUCUUCGGUCGGCUCCUCUGCCAUGUGUACGGGAUGAAACUGCCUGUCUUCGCGCGAUCUUGCCCGGGGAAGGCCACGUGUUCCUCGAGGACGUGCAGGCAUCGGUCGAGCACACGCUCGCCGCAAUUAACCAGCACAGCUGGGUGCAUUUUGCGUGCCACGCCUCUCAGAACUCGGAAGACCCGACACUGACCGCGAUCGAGCUACACGAUAAGCCUCUCACUCUGGAAACGCUGAUGCACAACGUCUCCAAGAGCGCGGAGCUGGCGUUUCUCUCAGCGUGCGAGACGGCCGUUGGUGACAAGACGAUACCGGAGGAGUCGGUGCAUCUCGCUGCAGGGAUGUUGGCGGUCGGGUUCAAGGGAGUAGUGGCGACGAUGUGGUCCAUAUAUGACCAGGACGCCCCGGUCAUCGUUGAGGCAUACUAUAAGAAGUUGCUUGAGCUGCGUGCCUCUAGAGACAUCCCAUUAGGACACACCGGUGCGGCGUAUGCUCUGCAUCAUGCGACGAUGGUAUUGAAGGAUAAGGUUGGCGAGAAGAACUUCGAGCGAUGGGUUCCGUUUGUACAUUUCGGCGUCUGA